CAAACCCUCACUUAUCUUCACUGUGACUUCGAGAUGCGGCGCUCACUAAUACCCUCGGCGUCAACAAGUGCCUGAGAAAGUUUGAAUCUUGAUAGUCACAUCGUCACAUCAGGAAUAGCCUAACCUGAAGUUGGACUCCAUCCUAUACAUGCAGAACGCUGGCUUCCAUGUACACGAGACACUGAUAUUAAUACUAACACGCACAUGACAGGAUCAGGUGUUCAUCGUGUUGGACACAUUUAUAUACUGAGUCCUUCCCAUCAUGAUAUCACACCAGUCCCACAAUGCAGCCCACUAAACAAACACUCCCAAUCGGCGGUCUCCUCGUCGAUGUUUACUCCCACCCAACUUCAAUCUCUAGCUCUACAAACCCCAUCCACGCACUCUUCUUUCUGCAUGGCCGCUUCGACAGCGCACAAGAUCAAUAUAUAGUCGAUACCAUUAAAGUCAUUUUUGAUGAGAGUUAUGGAUCGGGUGUGGGAGAGAGGAAGAAAGAUCUUAUCGUCAUUGCUUUUUGUGUGGGGGAAAAGGAUCACAGGAACCACGGGACGAGACUCGUGAACCAGCAGCGGAAUUUCGCGUGGAGCAAAGAACCGGCUGAGAAUAAUGAUCAGCAUGCGGUAGACAUGUAUACCAUCCAAACUGGUACAGCACAAGACGUGUCCUUCUUAAUCGACCACAUUCCUUCCUCCCUCUAUCCCUCGGGUGAGCGAACGAUUGUGGAAUGGGGUAUGGGCGGUGUGAGUCUUGGAGGACAUUCGACGUGGAUUGCGCUUUCUAGAGAACCCCGCCUCACCCUCGGAAUCCCCAUAAUCGGCUGCCCCGACUACAUGAAACUAAUCUCUCGACGUGCCCAAUCCUCAAACAUCCCCCUCUCCCCACCUUACUUCCCCACUUCCUUUAUGACUUACGUAGAAAGGCACGACCCUGCACAACUGGCGUACCGCGCGAAGGACGCUUCCAACCCGUUUUUAGGGAAGAAGGUGUUGGUGCUUUCGGGGAAGGAGGAUAAACUUGUGCCAUGGGUGGCGUCGGCUGAGUUUGUGGAGGGUCUUGAAGUUGGAGAGGAGGGUGUGAAGAGGGUGGUGGUGGAGGAGGGGGCAGGGCAUGAGUGUACGAGUGGGAUGCGGAGGGAGGCUGGGUUAUUUGUGCGGGAGUGGUUGAGCGCGACUGCCGACGAGUUGAGAAGACCCUCUAGAAACUUUGCCGACAACGAUGAGGGUAGGAAGCGCUCUUCCAGUAUCUCUGGGGUUGUACUAGCGAAGGGACCACAGCAACAUUGGAGCGGGGCGCUCUGGCAGGACAGGACGGGAGUGGCAGGGGUCCUGGCGCGGUGGCAGGAGCCCUGGCUCGUAGUCGGUAGUCCACGCGUGUCGUAG
Messenger RNA from Suillus fuscotomentosus, 1379 nucleotides. RefSeq lists its product as uncharacterized. The record is from RefSeq and is a predicted model, not a curated record. The transcript is spliced from 6 exons. Bases 285 to 1379 code for a protein of 364 amino acids. Lineage: Eukaryota; Fungi; Basidiomycota; Agaricomycetes; Boletales; Suillaceae.